AUAAAUAGGAUAUCAUAAUUAUAUAGAAAUUUUAUUUUUGUUAUUAUAUUACAUAUCAUCUAAUCUUCAUAUUGACAGAUAAUCAACAAGCAGUCUUAUGAUUUUAUGAGGACUUAAUAGAUUCUAAAAAAUCAUGUUUCUAACAAGAUCUGAAUACGAUAGAGGUGUUAAUACUUUCUCCCCCGAAGGACGCUUAUUACAAAUAGAAUAUGCCAUUGAAGCUAUCAAGUUAGGAUCCACAGCGUUAGGUAUAAAAACUAAUGAAGGAGUUGUUUUAGCCGUUGAAAAAAGAAUAACAUCUAGUCUUAUUGAACCUGAUAGUAUAGAAAAAAUUGUCCAAGUUGAUAAACAUAUAGGCUUGGCUGUUAGUGGACUUAUGUCUGAUUCGAGAACUUUAAUUGAUAAAGCUAGAGUGGAAUCUCAAAAUCAUUGGUUUGUAUACAAUGAGAAAAUAUCUACUGAAAGUCUUACUCAAUCAGUUUCUUCCUUAGCAAUACAAUUUGGAGAUGAUGAUGCAGAAGGAAGUUUUAUGAGUCGCCCAUUUGGUGUAGCAUUGUUAUUUGCUGGUCUAGAUAAAACUGGACCUAUUUUAUAUCACAUGGAUCCUUCUGGCACAUACACAGAUUGUGGUGCGAAAGCUAUUGGAUCUGGUUCUGAAGGUGCUCAACAAUCACUUCAGGAAGUAUAUGAUUAUGGAAUGACACUUAAACAAGCUAUUCGGGAAGCAUUGGUCAUAUUAAAACAAGUUAUGGAAGAAAAACCCACCGAUACCAAUGUCGAGGUCGCUACAGUGACUCCAGAUAAAUUGUAUCACAAAUUAACAACACAAGAAAUAGCCGAGAUCAUCAAAGAUAUCUAAUAUAAGACUUACUUUUUUUUUUACAAAUUUUUACUAUCUUAUAUUCAUUGCAAAUUUUAAUUUUCUUUUUUGUAAAUUUAAUCAAUUCACCAUUAAGUAAAAUGGUUCUUAUAAUAAAGUGAUUUAU
Gordionus sp. m RMFG-2023 is the source of this 986-nucleotide messenger RNA. RefSeq names its product proteasome subunit alpha type-5-like. The transcript is spliced from 8 exons. The record is from RefSeq and is a predicted model, not a curated record. Gene Ontology annotation, biological process: proteasome-mediated ubiquitin-dependent protein catabolic process. The coding region runs from base 134 to 859 and encodes 241 amino acids. Lineage: Eukaryota; Metazoa; Nematomorpha; Gordioida; Chordodea; Parachordodidae. Gene Ontology annotation, cellular component: proteasome core complex; nucleus; proteasome core complex, alpha-subunit complex.